This is a messenger RNA of Aspergillus saccharolyticus JOP 1030-1, 969 nucleotides long. RefSeq names its product putative 26S protease regulatory subunit 6B like protein. Bases 4 to 813 code for a protein of 269 amino acids. Gene Ontology annotation, molecular function: proteasome-activating activity; ATP binding; ATP hydrolysis activity. The record is from RefSeq and is a predicted model, not a curated record. The transcript has 3 exons. Gene Ontology annotation, biological process: proteasome-mediated ubiquitin-dependent protein catabolic process. Lineage: Eukaryota; Fungi; Ascomycota; Eurotiomycetes; Eurotiales; Aspergillaceae. Gene Ontology annotation, cellular component: proteasome regulatory particle, base subcomplex.
GCUAUGCUGGGCGAGAAUGAGAAGCCAGAUGUUACAUAUGCGGAUGUUGGUGGUCUGGAUAUGCAGAAGCAGGAGAUCAGAGAGGCGGUCGAGCUGCCUCUGACACACUUUGACCUUUACAAGCAGAUCGGUAUUGAUCCUCCCCGUGGUGUCCUUCUGUAUGGUCCUCCUGGUACCGGCAAAACCAUGCUGGUCAAGGCAGUGGCGAACAGCACAACCGCCAGCUUCAUUCGUGUGAACGGUUCCGAAUUCGUCCAAAAGUACCUUGGUGAAGGACCUCGUAUGGUCCGUGAUGUUUUCAGAAUGGCUCGGGAGAACUCCCCCGCCAUCAUCUUCAUUGAUGAAAUCGAUGCCAUCGCCACCAAGCGUUUCGACGCCCAGACGGGUGCCGACCGUGAGGUUCAGCGUAUCUUGCUGGAACUUCUGAAUCAGAUGGAUGGUUUUGAGCAAACGAGUAAUGUCAAAGUCAUCAUGGCUACUAACCGAGCGGAUACCCUGGAUCCUGCCUUGCUGCGUCCGGGCCGUCUGGAUCGAAAGAUUGAGUUCCCGUCCUUGCGUGACCGGCGUGAGCGUCGGUUGAUCUUCACCACGAUAGCCUCCAAGAUGUCGCUUUCACCUGAGGUUGACCUGGACUCUCUGAUUGUGCGUAACGAACCGCUAUCUGGUGCGGUUAUCGCGGCUAUUAUGCAGGAGGCGGGUCUCCGCGCUGUUCGUAAGAACCGCUACAACAUCAUCCAAUCUGAUUUGGAGGAUGCUUAUGCUGCUCAAGUCAAGACUGGGCAAGAAUCUGAUAGACUCGAAUUCUACCGCUAAAUCAGAUGAAGUGCAGUGACUGAGGUGGCAAUGUGUUUGCGAGGGCAAUUAGGCUGGGUCUUAGCUACCAUACCUUUAGGCAUCACAUAUCAAGACAAUGAUUGACGUAUCUUGGUUAUUGUUGACGUAGACUGCCUGAAUAUGCUCAAAUCCAAC